Molecule: messenger RNA, 1662 nt
Organism: Canariomyces notabilis
Lineage: Eukaryota; Fungi; Ascomycota; Sordariomycetes; Sordariales; Chaetomiaceae
Product: Metallo-hydrolase/oxidoreductase
Exons: 3
Coding region: 383-1522 (379 amino acids)
Source: RefSeq, a predicted model, not a curated record
GUUGCCCAGGGGAUCUGUGAGAAUGCCUACGCGAGUCACCGUUGUGCUGGCUGACAUGGACCAUGGUUGAAAGCAUCUUCGUCGGGUCUCGCAAGCCAUCUGGCCCACGCUAAGUUUUUGGUAGACUGUCCCAACUAUCAUUGAUUAGAGGUCCAUAGCUUGGCACCAGACGACCGACAUCAAUGACGACACCGAGCAUUCGUCAUUGUAUCAUCACAACACUAAGCAGCCAAUUAGUGCCCUCAGGGGCAUACUCACACAAAGAACAGGGUUCGAUCAAUGUAACCGAAGAUGGAGUAUUUCAUAGUCCAGGACGAACACUGCCGGCGGGAGGAAAAGGUGCAUCACCAAGACGAAGUCCAAAAGGAACACCAUCCCGAGAAUGGCAACGGAAAACAAGCCAGCGGCGCUGCCGCAGCUGGUGCUCAAUCCGCAGGAACGCAUCCCGAUCCUCAAGACGCAGACGCACCACACAGAGCCGGAGCCCACGCUCCCGAUUCGCAAAAGCAACACCCACCCGUUGGAAAGUAACUUCCCACCUCUCUCCUCUGAAGAGAACGGAACCGAUGGAAGUGUGUUCUUCAUAGGCACAGCCACCACCGUGAUAUCCUACAAUGGCAUCCGCAUACUCACCGAUCCGAACUUUCUCCACGCCGGCGACCACGUGCACCUCGGCCCAGGGGUAACCGCCACACGCCUCACCAACCCCGCCGUGCCCAACCUGGCCUCGCUGCCACCCGUCGACGUGAUCCUCCUCUCACACUACCACGAGGACCAUUUCGACCGUGUCGUUGAGGCUCAGCUCAGCCGCGACCUGCCCAUCGUCACCACUCCGCACGCAAAGGCCUGUCUGACUGGGACUGGGAAGGACGAGGCUGACCGGUUCAGGGCUGUGCACGCCCUGGAUGUCUGGGAGGGCUUGCUCAUGCCUGUGGUGGUACCUGGUGCUGCUCCCGGUGUUGAGAGUGGGGGUAAGGGGGUUAUGAAGAAGGCGCCGGCUGUCAAAGUAACGGCCAUGCCGGGCAAGCAUGUGCCGCCCGGCCCGAUCGGGGCCGUCAAUGAGAUGCUCGGCGCGGUGCCGCCUACUAACGGGUGGCUGGUCGAGUUGGGGUAUACUAUGGCUCCUUCUAUGAAUGAAACCAGCACCACGAGCGGCGACGGGGGCUUUGAAGCGGGCUACCGCAUCUACAUAUCAGGGGACACGCUGUUUGUGGACGAGCUGAAGGAGAUUCCGGCGCGGCUGAAGGGGGACAAGAUCGAUCUCAUGCUGGUCCACCUCGGCGGCACGACGGUUCCGAGCCCGAGGCUGCCGCUCUUGAUGGUCACGAUGGAUGCGAAGCAGGGGGUGCAGCUGAUGAGGUUGGUGGAUCCGGACGUGACGGUGCCGAUUCAUUAUGAUGAUUAUGAUGUGUUCAUGUCGUCGCUGGAGGACUUUAAGAAGGAAGUCCAGGCGGCUGGGCUGGGUGAUCGCGUGGUGUUUCUUGAUAGGGGGGAUGAGUAUCGGUUAAGGGUCAAGGGGUAACUUCUUAAAAGGGGUGGACCGGGGGACGACGGACGGUGCAAUGUGGUUAUGAGAUUUGUGGGAUUUUUAGAGGUUAUAUUCACGUCAUUGAGGUCUGAUCUGCGGUAGUACUGCUGAGCCGAAAUAGCUGAUGAGGUUGG